Pectinophora gossypiella (pink bollworm) is the source of this 2868-nucleotide messenger RNA. RefSeq lists its product as uncharacterized. The transcript has 5 exons. NCBI's taxonomy places the organism in Eukaryota, Metazoa, Arthropoda, Insecta, Lepidoptera, Gelechiidae. The record is from RefSeq and is a predicted model, not a curated record. Bases 316 to 2493 code for a protein of 725 amino acids.
CCGAGAGUACCUAUUUGUUGUGUGUGUGUGCGUAUUUUAUUUCACGUCUCCCGUUCACCUUGUUGUCUAUAGCGAAAAAAACUGCAGCGUUUUAUUUACAAAUUGAUGAUAUCUGUGGUAUUUUACUUAGGAGCGAGUGGCAUGGCAUUUUCGUGAAGAUAUUGUUGUUUGGAGUUCAGCUGUGAGCUAAGGGAAAUUAAGUGAAUUAAAACAGUAGUGACCGGUCAUAACACAACGUAUGUUCUAGAAGGUGGACCUUCGCCGUGUGGUGACGAUGGGUACAAUUGUGGCAGCGGGUAGGGUAGUGUAGUGACCAUGGAGAGAUUAUCUCAUGACUUGAACCUGGCUCUCGAGGAAAGCAAUUGUGGCCGUCAGGAAAGGCGAAAACUGGGGUUGAGACGACGCACGCGAUCUGCGGGCAACUUGCCAGCAGCAGUGGCCGUGAGUCUGGUGGAGGAUGGCAGCUCAAGUAGCCCACCGCAGGCACCGCUUAUCACACAACCACUCUCCGAUUCUGAUGACCCGCACCUCAGUGUACACAAGUCUAGCAGUCUUAAAUCCCGGCAUUACUGUCAAAUCGGCAACUUUGAAUCAGACUCUUUUAAUGAAAACUUCUCUCCUACAAGGCCAGCAAAUGUCCGGAGAAAACGUAAAUUUAAGAAGAUACCAGCGGAGUACAUGGAUGGAAAGCAUUCUCCACCAGUAGAGAUACUCACAGUUACAACUGAGGCAAAUGCAGCCCCGGCAACUAUUACUCUACAGUCUCAAGGAUUUUCUCCUCUUACUGUUAAUACAAACAAACAUAAAGCAACAGUAUUGAAACCAGAAAGGAAUGCCUUUUGUGGCAAAAGAAAAUGGUCACACAGAGAUAAGGAUGUGUGUGAAAUGAGAGAGAGGUCCUUCAGUGGUGGCUGUUCAUCCAAGUCUACAUUCUUCUCUAAAAAUGAAUUCAAACCCAAAAGGUAUGAUUUAGAGAAAAAGAAAAAGGAGCUGGUAAUACAGCCUGGGAAGAUUGUUCUCAAGUCACAAAAUGCAGAAGUCUCAAAGCCAGCUGUUAUGAACACUCCAUCAUUACCAGGUAGCUCAAGCUUCAAUUUCGUAUACAAGAGUUCCUCAAAGAAUGGUUCACCAACUCUGUCCAAAAUGAUAGGUUAUAGAGUUGCAACUGACCUGCCGCCAUUUUUCACACCUACCACUAGUUCAGGGAAAAACAGCGAUGGGAAAUAUCACAGGAAGCUAAAGUUGCUCAACAAGACUCAUCCGCCGAAAUCUUUAAGGAACCCUUUACAAUUUGAUGAUUCAAACAGUGGCAUGGAAUGUGCAGGCAAUGAAUCAAGUUCUUUAAGUAGCAGUGACUCUGAUGGUGUAAUAACUAAUGACAGUGACAGAGAGGGUGAUGAUGAGUUGACCGAUUGGCCAGGCAUUGAAGAACUCAAAGUAUUCAACAAAAGUCUAUCCUUUAAAACUUCCAAAACAAUCAAUAACAAUUCCCCACAAUCAGUGAGUAACAUGCCACCCCCAAAGCGAUUGAAAAAAGAAAAAUUUCUUGUAAAAAGUGGCUGGGCCAGUUGCAAAAACAAAUUCAAGAAGAAAAGAGCUAAAGUGGAAUCAGGGAAUGAGGAUGACGCAAUGAUGUCUGAUUCUAAAACGAUUGUAGACUUAGAGGAAGAUAUAUACACAAAAGUGAAAAAAGAAGUUCUGCAGCCUCAUUCUUCAUUUUCAAGUUUCAGUGAUAUAAAGAACGCAGGGGUGUCGGGUCAGAACGCUAACGAGUCGUUUUUUCAGUCCUUUCAAGCAUUCCAGGAGAAAUCUCUUCAGUCGGAGGAGCCGUUUAAUCAGACGCCGCGUACAAAUUUCUCUUUACAGAAAACAUCAUCAAGUGACUUGAACUUGAGUGAGAAGUCACCACUGAGCGAUUAUUGUAGCGAGCACUCGCUGGGGAUGGCAUUGCCGGAGGUGCGAGAGAUCCGGGCGGGAUGUCGUCGUAUCCGCGAGGAGCGGCCCGGCUUCCUCAUACUUAGUGCUGCCAACGAACAGCUAUCAAAGUUCCUGCAGGACUCAUACCAGACAGAGCUGAGACUGCCUUGUCUACGUGACGCUGAAGAGAAGGAGAAACUCGAGUCUUUGGCGAAGUUAUAUUCUCUGGAGUUACAGUUAGUAACAGGUCAGCCUAUACUUAGGAAGACCAGAAACACUAUGCAAGCAAUAGAAGUUGAGCAUUCUAGUUCCAACCUGCCGACGGAUCACAAGCGGCGGUGCUAUGGGGACGACGCGGACACUAGUCUCAGCCUGAGCGACCCUAACUCUGGAAACUCUAUCAAUGAUGAAACCUCAGUAACUGACGGCAGCAAUGUUGUAGACCCCAUCUAUAAAAAGAGUAGAAAUGAUCUCAUCGUAGACAUCCAACGGGUAGGUAUAACAGGCCAACAAUAUGACACAUUUUCCGAGAGUCUGGUCGACAAGUCAUUGUUGGAUCCAGGUAAAUUAGAUUAAGAUUUUAGAUAUGUAUAAUACUUGUAAUUAUCAGUAUGUUUUGCAAGAAUUCACUCCGUUCAGUCAGAACUAAUUAAUGAUUACCUUUGUGGUAUUGAAAGGCAACUGUGGAGUAGGUCAAACCUACAGCCUAAAGCGAUUCCACUCCUUUUUGGAGAUGUAAAAUAUACCAUAUUCAUAUUUUUACGUAAGAUACAAGUUAUUGGCAAGGCCAUCAUUAAAUAAUAUCGUAACUAAUGUAAAGGCAUGCUAGUACCGUUAAGACUGUCUUUUAUUGUGUCGGAACGAAACAUUUCAGAUCUUAAAAUGACGGACAAUGCAAUUCGUACGAAUAUAUUUUAUACUGCCGUUUUUAAUAAAUGUACCCAAAAUCUU